CGAUUGAACUGCUGCAUGGGCAGUGUGUCCGUUUUUAGUCUGCUGGGGCUGUCGAGUAUUCUUCAGUCAUUCAGAAAUAUUCCUGUCGUAGGUAGAGUAAGGUGUUAUUCUCAGAGUCGCAGUUAUUUGCGUGUCAAAUUUUAAAGUACUUGCUAGUCGGAGAUCAAGGCUGAAAAAUGACUCGUGGUAAUCAACGAGAUUUAGCCCGUGCCAAAAACAUGAAAAAAUCUGCAAAUAAACCAGCCGGAGAACAGGAAAGCAACAAGGGAUUGACUCUGGAACAGCGUAAACAGCGGGAUGCAGAUCGAAUGAGAGAAAAACAAUCUAAAAAACAGCAAGAUGGAGAUGGAAAGGUGAAACAGGGUGCAAGUUAAUUACUCUGCUUAGAUAUAUCAAUUACCAAGACUCAAAUAACACGAGUUUAAGUAAGUUAAUCCUAAAUUAAAAAUCUAAAUCUAAGCAGCGUCAUAGGAACACCAUUUUGCCUACCUGAAUAUUACUGUAUAAUGUAUAGCGGAAGGAAAUUUAUUGUACUAGAAACAGUCUUAGUUAGUGAAAUUGAAUUCCCACAAUUUGCGCCAACAAAGCUCAGCAAAUAAUAUUGACGUUCAACUUAAUUGUUUCAAGACAUUGUCGUAUUGUUAUGUCACUGUUUUGUGCACUUAAAUCUCACUGACAAAACUAUGAUAUUGAGAUAUGGAUAUACGUUAGUCGAAUGCAUGUAGUGUUCCAUGAUUUGAAUCAAUUACCACAGUUGAAAAUAAGGAAUCAAUGGAAUUUUGACUGUUUAGUAUUCUAGCAAUAACGAUAUACCUGUCCAUGUCCAAAAAAUUAUGACGGUUCUGACAAGAGCUCCUAUCUUUGAAAGCUUCUGAAUGACUAUGGUACAACUUAUUUCAAAUGUUAUGAACAUAGUUUGAUCGAACUUUCAUUAAGAAGAAAUUAUUAUUUUGUUCAAAAUUAACUCUUACUUUUUGUCUUGCAUCAAAUAAAUUUAUUAAAAUUUUA
Molecule: messenger RNA, 1008 nt
Organism: Athalia rosae (coleseed sawfly)
Lineage: Eukaryota; Metazoa; Arthropoda; Insecta; Hymenoptera; Athaliidae
Product: putative SERF-like protein
Exons: 3
Coding region: 177-374 (65 amino acids)
Source: RefSeq, a predicted model, not a curated record